Molecule: messenger RNA, 1220 nt
Organism: Chlorocebus sabaeus (green monkey)
Lineage: Eukaryota; Metazoa; Chordata; Mammalia; Primates; Cercopithecidae
Gene: GSTZ1
Product: glutathione S-transferase zeta 1
Biological process (GO): L-phenylalanine catabolic process; glutathione metabolic process
Cellular component (GO): cytoplasm; mitochondrion
Molecular function (GO): glutathione transferase activity; maleylacetoacetate isomerase activity
Source: RefSeq, a predicted model, not a curated record
AUGUCGGGACCGGGAGGGCCGGCCGGCCCGAGGGGGGACUGUGCAGGAGGGGUCGGGCUCAGGGAACUGCAACUCCCAGCAGCCCCCGGGUACGGGGCGUGGCAGGAGGGCUGGGCGUGCCGGAGGCGACCGGAAGGAUCAUUGUAGUCCAGACCCUCGCUUUACCCGGACGAAAGCCACGGGCCUGACUCGUCGAGUUUCACUGGGCCUUAGUUGUUGGCGAGUCCCAGGCGCUAAGUUUCUCGGCCUAGAGGAGGGGUCGCGCGAAGUGCCAGAUGCAGGCGGGGAAGCCCAUCCUCUAUUCCUAUUUCCGAAGCUCCUGCUCAUGGAGAGUUCGAAUUGCUCUGGCCUUGAAAGGCAUUGACUAUGAGACGGUGCCCAUCAAUCUCAUAAAGGAUGGGGGCCAACAGUUCUCUAAGGACUUCCAGGCACUGAAUCCCAUGAAGCAGGUGCCAGCCCUGAAGAUUGAUGGAAUCACCAUUCACCAGUCACUGGCCAUCAUUGAGUAUCUAGAGGAGACGCGUCCCACUCCGCGACUUCUGCCUCAGGACCCAAAGAAGAGGGCCAGCGUGCGUAUGAUUUCUGACCUCAUUGCUGGUGGCAUCCAGCCCCUGCAGAACCUGUCUGUCCUGAAGCAAGUGGAAGAGGAGUUCCAGCUGACCUGGGCUCAGAACGCCAUCAUUUCUGGAUUUAACGCCCUGGAGCAGAUCCUACAGAGCACGGCAGGCACAUACUGUGUAGGAGAUGAGGUGACCAUGGCUGAUCUGUGCUUGGUGCCUCAGGUGGCAAAUGCUGAAAGAUUCAAGGUGGAUUGCACCCCCUACCCUACCAUCAGCUCCAUAAACAAGAGGCUGCUGGUCCUGGAGGCCUUCCAGGUGACUCACCCCUGCCGGCAGCCGGAUACACCCACUGAGCUGAGGGCCUAGCUCCCAAAUCCUGCCCUGUUGGUACAGGGCCACAGGAGCAGAAGCUGGGUGGGCUGAAGAGGCCUGGAAACAAGUGAGUUAAUUGAGGAGACAGGAGACUCCAACUCUAGCCCUAGAUCUGCCUUCCUGCUGAAACUUGUUCCCUCUCAGUCCCCUCAUCUGUCAAAUGCAUGUGGGGUUGGGUAGGAAGAUGCUGGGAGCAGCGGGGCAGGAAUACUGUUAUCUAUGUGACGGGGCAGUCGUGAAGCUGAGAUGAGAAUGUGGAUUAAAAUGCCUGGCGUGCUCACCAUAACA